AUGCUUGAGAAGGCAUCUAAUCUGGUGGGAAAGAAGAGGAGGAAAGCGUCGUCGCCAUUUACACAUGCCUGGAAGAAUCAUCCGCGGGGGUAUCCGAUGUUGGCGGAGCGCAUCGCAGUAAAGCCCGAAACAGGUAUUUACCGUCGAUUCGACGCCCUCAAUGCUCGACACCUACUCUAUCUCCAAGCAGAACUUUGUAUCCUGGAGAAAGACAUACAGGAGCAGGAGAAAUCGGACAGAAAUGAUAAAUGCGGGAAACGGACGACCUUCGCCACGGAUUACCAAAGAAUGUUGGAAAGACCGUCAGAUGAGGAGAAUCCACAACUCGAGUUGAUUCAGGAGAUGCAUGAAAAGUUGAACAGGUACAACAAAGCGCUCAUACAGCUGUCUAUACUCCACAAGUUGGAAAGGCCGGACAGUUUCGACCUCAACGAUAUCCAGUGGUUCCUGCAAAGCAAGGAUCUUGAGCCAGACUUUCUCGUAGGCGGGGACUCAAGGACGUGGGGCUUCCCGGACGAGCCCGAUGACCACCCACCCGACCUUGUUGGCGUCCGUCAGCGCAAGAAAGAAGACGACUUCUCUCGCUUCAUAUCGGAGAAUGCGAUACACCUCUUCAAGUGCGGCCUCGGCCGUCUAAAAAAGGACGACGCACAUCUGGGUAGAAAGGUGUACUAUGAUUCCACUGUGCUGAGGGUAACAUCUUGGAUGACGUGUAUCUUGGCGUCGAUGCUGCCUAUUGCUUCGAUACUAGUCCUGGUACAUCUCGAAUCGCUAAAGACGAAACUCUUGGUGGUUGGUAUUUUCAACGUACUGACAAGCGUAUGCCUAAGGACGUUUACCGGUGCUACACGCUCUGAGGUCUUUUCUGUGACAGCUGCGUGA
Pyrenophora tritici-repentis Pt-1C-BFP is the source of this 882-nucleotide messenger RNA. RefSeq lists its product as uncharacterized. The record is from RefSeq and is a predicted model, not a curated record. NCBI's taxonomy places the organism in Eukaryota, Fungi, Ascomycota, Dothideomycetes, Pleosporales, Pleosporaceae.